AUGGAGUGGAGAAAGAAGUACGGCGAUAUCUACACGAUGUAUAUUGGCAUGCAACCGCUGAUUGUGAUCAACUCGUUCGAAAAGGCUUACAAAUACAUAGUUAAAGAGGGCGACGUCUUCUCUGGAAGGUCUGUGAAUGCGUUCAAUUUGAUUAUCAGAGGGGGAGAUUACGGCAUCAUCGAUACGGAGGGGCCGUUGUGGUUGGAACAUCGGCGAUUCGCGUUGAAAGUCUUCAGAGAAUUUGGAAUGAGCAAAACGCAGAUGGAGGAUCGAGUAAGCGAUUUUUGAUGACUCUUCGGAUUGGAAUUUACAAAAAAAUAGGAUGAUAAGCAAGUAAACGUGUCAUUGAUGACCUUUAGAUCAAAACAAAAUAAUUCUUUUUAAAGUCUCGUUACAAGAUGCACUUUUGAUGUGACUUGAUGUAAAAUGACAAGAGAAGUAUCCGAAAAGCGAUACUCACAUUUUGAGAAAACUUGGCAAAAUGAGCGUUCCAGUACAAAUGAAACUUUUGGUUCAAAAUUGGCAGAAAUAUGAAACUUUUUGUGAAUUUUUGCAUAAAAUUCGGCAAACCUAUGCUCAUCGUAGAAGGUAAUAUAUUCACAAAAAAAAUCAAUUUUUACCGCGCAAAACUGACAAAGAAAUGGCCAAAAAGUGCUUUUUCUCUGACCGCUCUCCGCGCCUUGCAUACUCUCUUGGCCGCAAAGACCGUUGAGUACCUCAUGCUGACUCUGUAAGGCGCGAGAUAAAACUUUUAUAUGUGUCAUAGGUCUAGUGAAUGAUACAAAAUAUAAAGAAAAUCUGUGCAUCGCACUUUUCAAACCUCUCGUUUCAAUUCCCAACAUUGGACCAUUACAGGUCCUCGCUGAAGUUGAAUACAUUUUCGAUCGGAUCGACCAAGAUAUUCAACUCAAACCCGACGAUAUUAACGUGGAACACUACACGGACAUUGCUGUUGGCUCGGUUAUUAACGCUGUGGUUUGUGGCUACCGCUACACCGAUGGGAAAGAGCAUGAAUUCUACCGGCUCAAAGAGAUUCUCGGCUCGUCCAACGAGUCUUUGGCCAACAUAUUUGGGCUCUUCGUGAUGUUCAACGCUCAAAUUUUUAAGAUCCCUGGUUUCAAAUUUAUUGAGAAGUACAUCGAGAAUUCCUUCGGCACAGUAAUGAAACAUCUUCAUAAUGAAAUUAAGCGUCAUCUGGAUGAGAAUGAUUACAAUAAUGAGUCAAUGGAAGCGAAGGAUUAUAUUGAUGCGUAUUUGCUGGAGAAGUUCAGAUUGGAGAGAAACGGAGAGACGGACCAUACUUUUACUGAUCAGCAGCUGGUUAAUGUCUGUUUGGAUCUGUGGAUAGCUGGACAGGUAAGAAGUGUCAUAAAAAAGAAUCCAAUUUAACGAUUGCCUGCGUUGAAAUCCAACAGGAUUAUUUUCUAACGCCAGAAUUUUGAUUUGAAGAAGAUCUUGUCUUAAUUUUAAUAUAACAUUAGCUCAAAAUGUCAAAUAUACACAAUCAUUUCCUAUCAUUAUCUUUUAGGAAACCACCAGUGUCACCCUCGCCUGGGCCAUCUCCCACCUUGUCGCACAUCCAGAAGUUCAGAAGCGCGCUCACGAAGAACUCGACAGAGUAAUCGGUCCGAAUCGACUGAUUACCAUGGCCGACAGAAAAGAUCUCCAUUACAUCAAUGCGAUUGUCCAUGAGUCGCAACGUUGUGGUAAUAUUAUUGCAAUUAAUUUGACAAGGAAGACAAGCGAAGACAUUGUGAUGGACGGGAUGCUGAUCAAGAAAGGAAGCGUGGUUGUGCCACAAGUAUCGGUGAUAAUGAACGAUCCUGAGGUGAGCGUGUAUUAGGCUAUUUGACUACUGAAAAAUCUUCUGAAAACGGUGUGGCGGCUUCGGAAGAUAGGGAAAAAGCUGGGACUUUCAGAAAAGCGGCCCGAACCGGCUAUAGGGCUUAGAAUCGGACGUUUUUUUGAGGCCAUACUCAACGUCUGACCCAGUUCGAAGAAAAAUUGUCAAAGUCAGGAAAUUUUAAGUCUGACUCUUAGACCGGUAGCCAUCUGUUCGUGGACAAGACUUGACCAAGUUUUAAAAGUCUGGCGACUGGGUCUACAGCACUAGAACGGGCCGGAACCCCUCUGGAAUAGCCAAACUCAAAAAAAUUAAAAACGAAUUUGGCCUACCGCGUCUCGUCUACGGCUUGCUAAACUUUGUAUUUGUCAUCAUCCCGUAUGGUAUGUAAAUCGUCUAUACAUACUUCUCAUUUCAGGCCUUCCCAGAGCCGGAAAAAUUCAAACCCAAAAGAUUUCUGGAUGAAUCCGGGAAAUUCCGUCAAAUCGAACAAAUGAUUCCAUUUUCCCUGGGGAAAAGAGCUUGCCUCGGCGAAGGGUUGGCUAGAAUGGAGCUGUUUCUGAUUACUGCCAAUCUACUAAAUCGUUACCGGCUUAGCGCCGGAAGAACACCACCAACGUUGCGUAAGGUCGCGGGGAUGAUGCCAAAGACACAUCCGUUUACUUGUCGUGUGGAAAAGAGACAUUGA
Bursaphelenchus xylophilus (pine wood nematode) is the source of this 2531-nucleotide messenger RNA. NCBI's taxonomy places the organism in Eukaryota, Metazoa, Nematoda, Chromadorea, Rhabditida, Aphelenchoididae. The record is from the annotation of a GenBank genome assembly.